UGUCAAUGUCUAUAAAACAUUUAAACGUUCAACAAUUAACAGCUAUGCGUCUCUUAAUUUUCACAUCUUCUUCUUUCAUUUCAGACAUAAUGUUUACGCUAAAUGAUAAUAGUAAUAAGCACAAAGUGGCAUUUUACGUAGCACUAGUCAUUCUUUUCAUCACAUUGGGACAAUGUCAGAGUCAAUUAGUUGAUGCGACGGAAGUUAUUAGUCAUUUAUCGCCAAAAAAUACCAGCACAGAUUUGAGUGUGAUACGAAGAUAUGAUGGAAAUAAAGGUAUAUCCGAGAAGCUUACAGAAAUACGAAAACUAUUCAGGAGUUUGAUUUUCGAUUGGAAUUUGGGAGAAAGUGGAAUUGGAAAUGGUCGCACCUUCGGACGGAUUCGUAUGAUGAAGAAUAUCUUACUGCCCGUGGCAUUCAUCGGUGGAUUUUUAACAGCUGUUAUUUUCAGCAUCAAAGCAAUUGGAAUUGUCAAUUUAUUCCUGAUUAGCAGCUUAGUAGCACUCAAUUUAGCUGUAAUUGUUGGGAAGUUGAUUUAUGCAAAGAAAAUUGGGCAUGGAGCUUCUCAGACACAUUAUCAUUCGCAUUUUAAUCAGCAACCUCCUGUGUAUCCUUCACAUCCACCAUAUGGAUCGUAUGGAUCAUAUGGUUCAAAUCUGGGAAGUUAUUCACCAUCAUAUGCUAAUAGCAGAAUUGAUGACAGAUCACCGUUUGGAAGAUACUUAAAUGAAGAGUCAGAAUCUGACUAUCCUUAUCCUACCGGACUUGUUCCUCAAUCAAAUAAUCCAGCUUUCCAAAAACAAACAUCACCAAAUUAUAACCACCAAUUCAUCAAUAAUCCGUCAGCACUUAGUAGUUUACAGCAACCACAACAAACGCCUACAAACUAUCGACCACAAAAUUAUAACAAUCCAUUCAGUGGUGUUCAUAUGCAAUCACCACAACAGGUUCAACAGCAGCAACCGACAUCAAACUCAUUUAAUCAACCUCUCAAUCAGCUUUUCUCAAAAUUUCAUGAUACGAGAUUUUUAAGUAAUGAUAUAGUAGCUCCGGUUCCUACAUUCGAAAUAACAACAACACCGUCGUCAGCCUUAGAUGUCAGAAUGAUUAAUUUACAAGAUUUUAAGCCUCAGUCCAGUUACAGCCCUUUGGAAAUGGAGAAAAUUUUAACAAACGCAUUAGCUCAAAUAUCGGAAAGUAAACGAGCAGUUCCAGCGACAGCAUUACCGAAUGUGUUAAGGUUUAAAAGGAAAUCAACAAAUCAUCAACCGUACUUAAAUCUCCUUAGGCCAUUUAGCUAAUCUCACGCAUGUGAUGAGAGGCUUCUAUUCAUCUUUAAAUCUAUUAUUGUUAUUUAUGUUUCAAGUGCUACAAAUCACUUUAUGGUAUAUCCACAUCCAUUGUAAAAAUAUUAAGAAAAAACACAUUCACUUUCUAUUUGGCUGGAAAUUAAUUUACUGAAAAAAAAAGAAGCGAGAAAUGCUAUCGUGUAUAAUUUCCAAAACUUACUGCUUAUUCAUGCUCAAUAGAAAAUUUAAAAUGUUUUAAUUCAAAGAUAAUAAUUAUAAGUGUAGAAAUUGGAAGUAAUAGGUGUAUAAUAGGUGUAAAGAUGCUUAGGAUAGGUAUUUAUUUAUUUAUUUGUAGAUUGAUAGUUCUGGAACUUA
Messenger RNA from Chironomus riparius, 1664 nucleotides. NCBI's taxonomy places the organism in Eukaryota, Metazoa, Arthropoda, Insecta, Diptera, Chironomidae. The record is from the annotation of a GenBank genome assembly.